UUUUAGCGUUUAACGUCUUUAUUAGGAAAGGUGUCAAGAGUCUUGACUAAAGACCAUUCUCCAAUUUGCGUCCAAGCGCCCAGCUCUCAAUCCACCAGCAAUGGUGGCCAACAAUGCGAACUCGAGCGCGAACAACGGUACCUGCCCCACCGCCGCCUGGCAUCCGCCCACAGACGCAGAGUCGACCACAUUCCGCCAUCAAACGUCACUACCCAAGCUGCCGAUCCCCGACCUGGAGGGCACGUGCCAGCGCUUCCUGGCGUCUGUGAAAGCUCUACAAACACCUGAAGAGCAGCACCAGACGGAGCGCAGUGUCAAGGAAUUCCUGGCCAGCGACGGCCCGCGAUUGCACCAGCAGUUGCUCGACUACGACAAGGACAAACACUCGUAUAUCGAGGACUUUUGGUAUGAGGCCUAUCUGAACCACCGCAGCUCUGUUGUGCUCAAUGUCAACCCCUUCUUCGUAUUGGAGGAUGACCCCACACCUUCGCGGAAUAACCAGCUUUCGCGUGCUGCAUCGCUCGUGUUGGGCGCACUCAAGUUCGUCAACGCUCUGCGUCGAGGCACACUCGAGCCCGACAUGUGGCGCGGUAAUAUGGCGCUGUGUAUGCAUCAGUACAAGCGCCUUUUUGGCUGCGCGCGCGUUCCCUCAGACGGUGCUGACGACGUCAUGGUGGACGAGCUGUCGAAACACAUUGUGGUAGUCUGCCGCAACCAGUUUUACUGGUUUGACGUCAUCUGGGAAGACGGUGUUACGGCCAUCACGGAGCGAGAACUGCUGGCCAACCUCAAGGCCAUUAACGAAGAUGCACUGAAGACCGACGACGUCGAAGCUGCGUCAAACGCCGUGGGGGUGCUGACCACGGAGCGUCGGGCCAAAUGGGCCAACCUACGUACCAAACUGCAGGCCAAGAACAAAGACACCCUAGCCGUUAUCGACCGCGCGCUGUUCCUCGUGUGUCUGGACACCACGUCGCCUCCAGAUGCCGCAGCAUUUGCGGCCACGGCACUGCACGGCACGUACAGCAUCACCAAGGACGGCGUCCAGACGGGCACGUGCAUGAAUCGCUGGUACGACAAGCUGCAGCUCAUCGUGUGCGAGAACGGCGUAGCCGGGUGCAACUUCGAGCACGCCUUCGUGGAUGGUCACACGGUGUUGCGCUUCGUGUCGGACGUGUUCACAGACACUAUUAUCCGCUUCGCACAGACGAUCCGGGCUGGUAACUACGCCUUCCUGGAGGCGUCAUAUCGCGCGCCGCAAUUGAGCCCAUCCGACACGCCUGGACGUCCGCGUGUACAGCCGCACAAACUCGAGUGGGAGCUGGAUCAUGAACUACAGGAAGGGAUCAAGUUCGCCGAGGCUCAGCUCACAGAUCUAAUGCUACAAAAUGAGGUCAAAGUGCUCGAAUUUACGGCGUUCGGUAAGCUGUUCAUCACUCAGCACAAUAUGAGCCCAGACGCCUUCGUGCAGAUGGCCUUCGCGGCCGCCUACUAUUUCCAGUAUGGCAGUGCACCGUGCAUCUACGAACCUGUUCUCACCAAGCGCUUCUUACACGGUCGCACGGAGGCUGCGCGUGCCAUGACAGCCGACGCACUCGAGUUCGUGGAGACUUUUUUCUCGGAGAAGACGCCACUCGAGAAGAUCGGAUCACUACGCAAGGCCAUCUCCACUCACGUCGCCAAUGUGCGCGACUGCGCUGGCGGUAAAGGUCCCGAACGCCAUCUCUACGCUCUCGAAUGUCUGUGGCAGCAUGAGAAGGCCGCUGAUAACAGCAAACCCACUCCUGCGUUAUUCGCAGACGACGCCUGGUGUAAGUUGAACCACUCGGUGCUGUCAACGAGCAAUUGUGGUAAUCCCAGUCUAAGGUUGUUUGGUUUCGGCCCUGUGGUGCCGGACGGCUUUGGCAUCGGCUACAUCAUUAAAGACGAGGGCAUCCAGUUCUGUGCUUCGUCGCGACACCGCCAGACUGAGCGCUACCUCAAGAAUCUCGAGUCGUAUUUGCUGCGUGUGCAGGACUUGCUCAUGUACGAAGAGGAGAUCCGAUUCCCUCACAGUACGGCCGCAAAGAAGAAGGCGGUACAGUCGACCUUCAAAGGCUACGGAUUCUUUGACGACGGCGGCCAGCCCACGGAGGUCAAGGCGCUGGCAUCUAUUGGAGCUGUUGGCAAGCCACUCGUUUAG
This is a messenger RNA of Phytophthora infestans T30-4, 2182 nucleotides long. RefSeq names its product choline/Carnitine O-acyltransferase, putative. Gene Ontology annotation, cellular component: mitochondrion. Gene Ontology annotation, molecular function: carnitine O-acetyltransferase activity. Gene Ontology annotation, biological process: carnitine metabolic process. The transcript has a single exon. The record is from RefSeq and is a predicted model, not a curated record. The coding region runs from base 101 to 2182 and encodes 693 amino acids. NCBI's taxonomy places the organism in Eukaryota, Oomycota, Peronosporomycetes, Peronosporales, Peronosporaceae.